Molecule: messenger RNA, 1478 nt
Organism: Trametes versicolor FP-101664 SS1
Lineage: Eukaryota; Fungi; Basidiomycota; Agaricomycetes; Polyporales; Polyporaceae
Product: Metallo-dependent phosphatase
Exons: 6
Coding region: 73-1389 (438 amino acids)
Molecular function (GO): hydrolase activity
Source: RefSeq, a predicted model, not a curated record
CGUUCGUCUCAGCUCUGUACUCCGCGAACGAGAGGUCUGUAGCGAUAUAUGCAGCUCAGAUAGUACCGCAAAAUGCCCCGUAUACUUGUCCUGCUCUCCGUCUUCGUCCCGGUCCUCUCUAUCCUCUGGGUCUGCCGGUCCUUCCUCCCCGCCUUCGAUCUCGUGGCGAGCUUCCCACUCUCUUGGCCGCUCGCAGUGCACCCCGACCACACCAGUGCGCAGCACGCCCAUGACGACGCCCAUUCCGCCCAGCGGCCUAUCGAGGCCAUCCAGCUCGGAGCCCAGCACAGCCCCGGAGCGCCGGCCCACGCCCACCCGUCCGAGGCGGUGGACACGGAACGCGUAGCGGGCGAGUUCAAGCGGACGAUAGUGGCGGUCGGCGACCUGCAUGGAGACCUUCCCAACGCGCAGAAGGUGCUGCAGAUGGCGGGCGUGGUUGAUGAGCACGGAGACUGGUCCGGGGGCGUAGACUUCUUCGUGCAGACGGGGGACAUCAUUGACCGGGGAGACGACACUAUUAAGCUGUACGCAUGGAUGGACAAGCUCCGGGAGCAGGCGAAGGCCACCGAGGGGACCGUCCUGACACAUUUAGGCAACCACGAGUGGAUGAACGCCAUCGGCGACUGGAGGUAUGUGCCCGCCACGGAAAUUAAGACGUUCGGCUCCGUCGCCGCGCGCCAGAAGAUGCUCGCAACAGGACGCAUCGGACGCAGCUGGGCCGCAAACUACACGACCACCUCGCGCCUCCCGCUCCAUCCCGCGCUCGGGCCGCCGAACACGGACUACGACCCGGAGACGGACUCUGUGUCCACGUCGCCCCUCUCCCACGCCGCGAUUUCGUUCGUGCACGGGGGCCUCGCACCUGCGUACCCGGACUUGACACCGUUCCCGUCGCGCAUCAACGAGCUUUCGACGUCGCUGCUGCGCAAGCUGCAGCACCGCAAGGUGCACCCGCCGCCGCACCCGCCGAAUCCGUACCCUGGUCUGCCUCAUGAGGCGACGAACCAGGAGCACCGGCUGUACGGGUCCGACGGACCCUUGUGGUACCGUGGGUGGGCGCUCGACCCCGAGGAGAAGGUGUGCAAGGAGGUGGACGAUGUUUUGAGCAGGACUGGAACGCGCCGGAUGGUGAUGGGACACACUCCCGACUUCCAGAAAAUUGUAUCGAGAUGCGGAGGGAAGAUCAUCAUCAUCGACACUGGCAUCUCGCACGCAUACGGCGGCGCGCUGUCCGCGCUCUCAGUCACCUACACGCUCACACCUGUCUCCGCCAGCAAGGACGCCUCAGAGCAGAAGUGGACGGAGAAGGAGGUCGUGAAAGCGUUGUACCCCGACCGGGAGGUGCUUCUCGCAUCUGACGAGAGGGAGGUUGUUGGUGAUUUCUUCUAGAUGCUCGGUUUUGAUUGGAGAGGUAACUUAUUCCGUUAUUGUUGUCGGCACGCAUUGGAUGGAAUAUACCCCAAGGGCAUGCCCAGAGC